This is a messenger RNA of Salvia miltiorrhiza (redroot sage), 2223 nucleotides long. RefSeq lists its product as uncharacterized. Gene Ontology annotation, biological process: proteolysis. The transcript is spliced from 7 exons. Gene Ontology annotation, molecular function: cysteine-type peptidase activity. Bases 1 to 2223 code for a protein of 740 amino acids. NCBI's taxonomy places the organism in Eukaryota, Viridiplantae, Streptophyta, Magnoliopsida, Lamiales, Lamiaceae. The record is from RefSeq and is a predicted model, not a curated record.
AUGGAUCAAAGACUGCUACGUAUUUCUGUGUGUGGUAAAGAAUUGGAACUAGGGCCACCUGAGUUUCAUGUGUUAACUGGUCUCUCGUUUAAUGGGUGGGAGCAACCUCCAAGCACUUCACUUUUCUUUAAAAAACAUUUCCAAGGGGUGAAAAAAAUAACAUUCAGCCAACUUAGAGAAGCCUUUCAGAAGCAUUGUACUAAAUUGGGUGGGGUUGAUGAUGAUGCUUUGAGGUUUGCUUUGUUGAUAAUUUUGUAUGGAGUGUUAUGGAUAAAACACUCAGCAGCAAGGGUAGAAGAAAGUUAUAUGCAUCUAGUUGAUGACUUGGAACGUUUUGAUAAGUUUCCUUGGGGACUUGUGGCGUACGAAUUCCUUGUUCUUGUCAGCCACAACAAUAGAAUAAAGCUGAAUCUUCAGAAGAAAAAUAAAAAGGGAGUUACGGUCGAAAUACAGGGAUUUGGCUAUGCGUUGCAGUUGUUUGCUUACGAAAUGCAUAACAAAAUUGGUGGUCUUUGUGCUACGAGGCUGGAUGAGGCAAUAACUCCAAGGAUGCUCAGAUGGGCUCCGGUGCCACAUAAGGUUGGUCGGCAAAAGAUUCAGGCACUAUUGAAGCCAACCUUUGCAAGUGAUCUUAAUAGCAUGCAACUAUUGCCUGGUGAGUUGGAAAAUUUACAAGCUGCCGGAAUUGCGAAGGGAGUUGAAUGCCGUGUACCGCUGAAUGAGAUCAUACAUUUCACAAAAAAGACACAGCCACUGCAUACACUUAAAAAACAUCAGAAUGUAAGUAAAGACGAUCCGUUGAGUAGUAUGCAUGUUGAAAGAAGAGGAAUUCACCUUCCCAAAAGGUCCACAAGAGCUGCCCAUUCAGUUGUUGACAUCACAGAUAGGGAAUUGUUUAGCAAACGUGGGCUGAGGGACAUUCAGGCAGAGAAGCAAGGAAACAUUGAAAAAAAGGAAACAAAAAAAGGUAAAAGAAAGAUAAUGGAGAAGGGACAGAUUUCUUCCCCAGGCUCGAAGAAUAAGAGAAAAAAGGUUGCUCUUCAGAAAAAACCAAAUGUACCACCAACAAAUGAGCCCCCGCUGAAUGAUGGACAGCCAAGUGCCAGCCAACAAGGGAAUUUGGCAGAAGCAACAAAUGAACCCCCGCUGAAUGAUGGACAGGCAAGUGACAGCCAACAAGGUUCUAUUGAUGAGAAUCUCAAAAGGUCGUCAAACAACAAGAAGAUGGAAAAAGGGACAAAUGAUUGCCAGACAAAAGCUGAAACCAAAGAUUGCCAAAGCAAACCAUUGAAGAAUCCUACAACAAAAGUUCCCACGGUAUCCUUGGAAACUGAGGUCGUUGCAACUGAGGUAGUGGAUUGUGAAUUAAUAACGGAUGAGGAGUUUGAGCCAAAUCAGUCAAGGAGAAAAUCAAGCAGAUUAAAACGACCUCGACCACUGAAGUAUGGACUUAGGGAGGGCCCUUAUCCAUUACAAGUAGCAUCGGCAGCUUCAAUUUCAGCUUUCGAGGCAUGGUACACUAGCAACGUCAAUGAUCUACAGUCAAGGCCAUUAAAGGGAAUGCCAUACGUUGGAGAGCAUCAUGCAACUUGGUUUGAGGAGUUGUGGAAACCCAAUGGAUGGCAUAUCGAUUGUUUAGUGAAUAUGAAUAUUGCUGCAUUUAAAAGGGACCAAACGGGCUUUCUUGCAAAGUGGACUGUGGUGGAGCAGACUGGCUGGAACGCUCUUUGCGCCUUGACCCACGUCGUUUUACGCAGUCAACUUAAACCUUAUGUCGAAGGUAGGGCACCAUUUCAGCUGGCUACUCCGUGGUGGGAGGCGGAGAAGAUCUUGGGAUCAGCACAGGUAAAUAGGGACCAUUGGGUUUGCUAUGAGAUCCAGAUUGACAAACAACAGGUCACCGUGUACGACUCCCUCUCGGACACGAGGGUGGCCAAGAGGGUUCGCAAACCAUUUGACCAAGUGUUGAAAAACUUAGCGUGGAUUUGUAAGGAGUUUCAAGUUUGGGACCGACGAUCGACGAAGAGCAGGUUGAAAAGAGUGUGGGAUUUGAAGAUACAUCAACACCCGCCUCAACAAGGAAAUACAACGAACUGCGGAAUCAUGGCCUUGAAGUACUUCGAAUGCUUGAUAACCAACAGGACAUUGAAGGUACUACACGAGGAUCACGGCUCAGAAUUUCGUCGGUCUUAUUGCGCACAACUAUUCGAGUACGAAGUUUAA